AUGAAAGGGAGUUGGAGCUCCAAGUAUAAAACUCCAGCAGGCGCACAAACCCACGCAGCGCACGGACUAGAGGACUGCAUCACUGCUGCUCUCCUGACGAAUAUACACCCAACAACAUCACCUUCAUCUUCCACCAUGAGUGAGAGACAAGAAACCGGAUCAGCUGUAAACAGCAAGCCAUCAGAUGCACAAGAUCCGUCCAAGAAGGACGUCCCCGCAGAAGACUUUGACAUCGACAUGGGAGCCGCAGAGACGGAGAAGGCUGCCGUCGCCAUCCAGUCCCAGUUCAGAAAGUUCCAAAAGAAGAAACAUGUGGUGAAAUCAUAACCAUGCUCGUGCAGGGCAGCCCUGGCUCUGAGCGGGCCCAAUGGCGCCAUUAGGGCAGGGAGAUGCAUGUCAGAUAAACUGCACUGUCCUUGGGAGGGGGUCUUGGGUAGACAGGGGCGGGGGGUGGCGGAUGACAGGUGAAAUGGCAAUUUGCCUUUCAGCUGUCAGGAAUAAAAUGUGGUCUUUUGGUGAUUUGGUUCCCCCUAGUAUAUAGAUUUUUUUCGAUACAAUACUAUUUCCUUUUAAAAUGCUUUUUGUUAUUUUUUGAUAAAAACAGAUGUAACAAUUAUCUCAAUGUAGUGUUUGAAAAUAUCCACUUAAAAGUGUUAAUCACUCUUGUGAUUCUACUUCCUGAUGUGCUUAUGUUUAAUGCGAAAGCAGAAGUAUGUUGUUUAAGGAAAACAUCCGGCGUCUGAAACUCAGAUAAAGAUCAUUAUGAUACAAACAUAUUUAACCUUUCACCUCUGUUGCAUUCUUCUACUGUUUUUUUGUCUGUAUAAAUUAACUGUUAUUUUGUUUGUUGUUUAUCAUUAUCAUUUUAUCCUGAGUCUGUUUUUUUGUCAGCAAAUGUGUUGUGUGUUGUAAUAUUCCUGACACCAAACAGUUGGAAAUAAUAACCAUAUGUAAACUUAAUAAAUAUUGGGAUGACCUACACAA
This is a messenger RNA of Triplophysa dalaica, 984 nucleotides long. It is a transcript of the gene pcp4a, whose product is annotated as Purkinje cell protein 4a. Lineage: Eukaryota; Metazoa; Chordata; Actinopteri; Cypriniformes; Nemacheilidae. The record is from RefSeq and is a predicted model, not a curated record. The coding region runs from base 1 to 327 and encodes 108 amino acids. Gene Ontology annotation, cellular component: cytoplasm. The transcript has 3 exons. Gene Ontology annotation, molecular function: calcium ion binding; calmodulin binding.